AUGCACUCCAACGCCACACGGGGGUUCUUGUGGUCGGACGUGGAGACCAGGACCUUGCUGGACAUCUGGGGCGAGCAGGACAUCCAGACAGCCCUGGACGGGAGCUUUCGCAACAGUUUCGUUUAUCGUGAUGUAGCACGUAGACUGGCAGCUUUGGGGUUUGACAGGACCCCAGAGCAAUGCAGGAGGAUCUUGAGUAACCGUCCAAUCUCAGAGCCAGCUGAGAUGUUGGACUGUGGGCCUGGUGAUGAGGAAGUCUUGGAUGGGCUUGAUGAAGAGGGACACGAUCCUCAAGAGACAUAUUCUGAAAAUACUGAGGGUUUUAAAUGUCCUCACACUCAAGUCAAGCUGGAGUAUGGCAGUAUUCCAAGCCCUGUUCCUGUCAAAGUAAUAGUGAAUACAAAUGGUACCCCUGUAAAACCCCAGUUGAACAGCCUUAGCAGAAACACCUUACCUGCUCAAACAACCAAGCGCCCCAGGAGACGCCGCACUAACUUUCCCAUGGAGAAACUAAUGGAACAAUUCCUGGAGCAGAGUGCCCAGGCCGAGCACAACUUCUAUCGAGUUGAAGAGAAGCGGUUAAAAGCAGAAGACUCCAGAAGAGAGACUGAGCACAGCAGAGAGAUGCACAUGCUGCAGAUGUUGGGACAGAUGUUAACCAACAUCUCCUCCACCAGGCCUUCUGAGGCCCACAGCACCCCGCUUGCAGAGAGUCAGCCCGCUCAUGUCCGUCACUCACCAACACAAGAGGCUUUCAAUCUACACAGUCCUGUGUUUAAUCAAGAUUUUCAACAUUUAGGAGUGCUUGAGCGUUACUGCAGCUUUAGCUCCAAAUCACAGCAAAGCAUGGAUGAUGGCAUCCUAGCUCUGGUGAAGAGAACAGUCCCCCCACUAUCAUCUAAGAAGCACAAAGGACAAGAUGGACGGAUCGGAAUCAUCGGAGGAUGCCAGGAGUACACUGGUGCACCUUAUUUUGCCGCAAUUUCGGCACUGAAAGUGGGGGCUGAUUUGGCUCAUGUUUUCUGCACAAAAGAUGCAGCACCUGUCAUUAAAUCAUACAGUCCUGAAUUGAUUGUGCAUCCUGUUUUAGACCGCGCUAAUGCUUUGGAAGAAAUCAAAAAAUGGCUUCCAAGGUUACACAGUGUAGUGGUGGGACCAGGGCUUGGGAGAGAUGAUCACAUACUUCAAACUGCUAAAGAAAUAAUAAAUGAAUCAAAAGCUAGAGACAUCCCUGUUGUCAUAGAUGCAGAUGGAUUAUGGCUUGUUACACAGCAGCCAUCUGUAAUUCAAGGAUACCACAAGAGCAUCCUCACCCCAAACAUGAUGGAGUUCACUAGACUGUAUGAUGCAGUGCUCCAUGAACCUGUGAACACCAGCGACCUCAAAGUCAGCGUUGCACACCUGAGCGUUGCCAUGGGGAAUGCCACUGUAGUGUUAAAGGGAGAACAUGAUCUGAUUGCACAGGGGAGCAAUGUGGUGUCCUGCAAAACUGAAGGCAGUGGCCGUCGUUGCGGUGGACAAGGCGAUCUGCUGUCAGGAUCUCUGGGAGUAUUUGCACAUUGGGCUGAUAGUGUUUCCAAAGUAGAAAUACUUCAAGGCGUGAAUCCCUCAGUGGUUGCAGCAUAUGGUGCGUGUUCUCUUACCCGGCAGUGCAACAAUCAAGCCUUUCAGAGGAAUGGCAGAUCCACCACUACAUCAGACAUGAUCCAGGAGAUUGGCUUAGCUUUCAGGAACUACGAGAAUAACAAGAGUGACGUUCACACAAGAGUGGGCAUGUUAAACCCAACCAAUGGCGAACCAGGCCAUGUUGUCAAAUACCUGGAGGAAUACCUGGACCUGGUGGAGUCCCUGCCUUGUGAUUUGCAAAGAAGUGUGUCCAUCAUGAAAGAAAUUGAUGCCAAGUAUCAAGAUGUUCUGUUGGAACUUGACGAGUCUUUUGAGAAAUAUUGCCAAGAAACGGACUCUGUUCAAAGGCGAAAACUUCAGGUAUCGAUUCAACGAGCCUUGAUCAGGAGUCAGGAGCUUGGAGAUGAAAAGAUCCAAAUCGCAGGCCAAAUGGUGGAAUUAGUGGAGAACAGAACGCGUCAGAUGGAUUGGCAUUCUGAAGCUCUUCUGUCCUCUCAAGAAGUUUCGGAAAGUCACGUGACAACAGCCACUUCACUGACAACCACUGCGGCCUCUUUGUCUUCAUCGACCCCUUCAGCCAUUACACCUGGCAAAACUGGUCACCACGAGAAAAAACGUGAAGAGGUAACCCCAAGCUCUGCCAGUGUGGAGAAGGCUGGAGGUAAACGCUCUAGACGGCAGAAGAAUGGAGAUGGUCGUGAAAGUUAUGGGGCUUUGGAUCAUUCUGAAGAUUUGGGAUUGGGUGCGUCACGAGAAAAACGAGCAAAAGCUUCGUCUAAAAAGAAGAAGAGGUCUAAAGGAAAGUCUGAGCGUGAAGUUUCUCCCCCGGAUUUGCCAAUUGAUCCUGAUGAGCCCACAUACUGUCUGUGUGAACAAGUGUCCUAUGGUGAGAUGAUAGGCUGCGAUAACGAUGAGUGUCCUAUUGAGUGGUUCCACUUCUCCUGUGUGGGGCUCCAUCAUAAGCCCAAAGGAAAGUGGUACUGCCCCAAGUGUCGUGGAGACAAUGAGAAGACUAUGGACAAAGCCUUAGAAAGGGCUAAAAAGGAGAGAGCGUACAAUAGGUAG
Molecule: messenger RNA, 2691 nt
Organism: Knipowitschia caucasica
Lineage: Eukaryota; Metazoa; Chordata; Actinopteri; Gobiiformes; Gobiidae
Source: the annotation of a GenBank genome assembly